AGAGAGAGGGGGGAGAGAGAGAGAGAGAGAGAGAGAGAGAGAGAGAGAGAGAGAGAGAGAGAGAGAGAGAGAGGAGAUAGCAGAGGUAUUCAAGGUUUUCCACCAGAGAAGUUUGACAGCGAAAACAGAGAAACCCCCUAACCUGGAAAGGGUCCGGCCCUGACCUCCGGGAACACCCGGGCUCACACACUGCCCCUCCUCCCACGCACGCUAGCAGGCGUAAACAGACAGCAACACAGCGGACGUUAGCUGGUUGAACAGACAGGAACACAGCGGACGUUAGCUGGUUGAACAGGAAGCGGAUGAUGUUUGACCUUUGACCUAUCCCCUGCCUCCCCCCACCUCCCCCCCCCCCCGGUCCCACCUCCCCCCCCGACCGUAGAGAUGUCCUCCCUGUUGGAUGGGGCUGGUCUGGGGCUGGUGCUGGUGGAGUUCCAGUAUGAGUACCAGGACCGAGACGGGGCGUGGGUGUCCAUCCAGCCCAACGAGCGCUACGCGCUGCUGGCCAAGACCAACGCCCACUGGUGGCAGGUGCGGCGCCGCCCCGACACCAAGCCCUUCUACAUCCCCGCCAAGUACGUCCGCGAGCUGCCCCCCGCCAUGCCCUCCCCCCUGGACUUCGUCUCCCCCCCUACCAAGGCCCUCCCCCCUCCCGUCCUCCCGGUCCCGGCCCUCCUCCUCCCCCCCUCCUCCUCCUUCCCCUCCUCCUCCCCCUCCUCCCUGAAGGGGGUGGAGCCGGUCGCCGCCGACCCCCGGCCGGGCGACGAGGUCGCCAUCCGCCUCCGGCCCUCCGGCGCCGCCCACCGCCGGACGGAGAACCGCCUGUCCACCUUCGGGGGUCUGGAGUCCACAGACCCCCUCCCCUCCCUCCCCUCCCUCCCCUCCCUCCCCUCCUUCCUCAGCCCCCCCAGGACCCUCGCGGGCGACCCCCCCCCCGUGGGGAGGAGGGGCGCUGGGCUGGGACGCCCGCAGGAGGACAAACCCCGCGUCCCCAGCUUCAGCCCUGCCGACCCCCUCAACCCCCCCCGCCCCCACCUGCCCAUCGCCGUGGAGACGCCGGUGGUUCCUUCACUCAUCGCCGUAGCAACGCCGGUGGUUCCUCCGCCCAUCGCCGUAGAGACGCCGGUGGUUCCUCCGCCCAUCGCCGUAGAGACGCCGUUGGUUCCUCCACCCAUCGCCGUAGAAACGCCGAUGGUUCCUCCACCCAUCACCGUAGAAACGCCGGUGGUUCCUCCACCCGUCGUCGUAGAAACGCCGGUGGUUCCUCCACCCGUCGUCGUAGAGACGCCGGUGGUUCCUCCACCCGUCGUCGUAGAGACGCCGGUGGUUCCUCCACCCAUCGCCGUAGAAACGCCACCAACGAAGCAGGAGGAGAAGGAGGAGUGGCCACAGGUGGAGGAGCAGGAGGCUGGGCUGAAGCGCAGGAGAGGAGGAGAAGACGGUCAUCACAUCUAUGAAUCCAUCCAGGACCUCAACCUGGACCUGGACGCCCUGCGGCGCGACAUCGAGGGAACUCUGGGAAAGGAAGUCUUUAUGACCGCGAGCCAGAAGGCCAUCGUACAGCCUCCCCAUACUCAGCCCCCUCUUCCAGAGGAAGACUAUCCAGUGGAGGGAGAGAGAGAAACACGGGUUCAUCAGCUGGAGAAAGCUGGUGUCCUGAACAAGACCAAAGUAGUAGAUGGAGGAAAGAGGAUCAGGAAGAACUGGGCUCCAUCUUGGACCGUCCUGCACGGGGGAAUCCUGACCUUCCACCGAGACCCCAGAACAUCCAACCCCAGCAACUCUGGUAAAACCAGCCAGAUCGUUCCAGAGUACACGGUGGAUCUGAGAGGCUCCUCCCUGUCCUGGGCCAACAAGGACAAGUCCUCCAAGAAGAACGUUCUAGAGCUGAGGACGAGGCAGGGCUGUGAGUACCUGGUCCAGUACGACACCGACAGCAUCAUCCUGGACUGGCACAAGGUCAUCAUGGACGCCAUCCAGCAGCUGCAGGAACCGGACCGUCUUUCUGAAGAAGAAGAUGAGGAGGGAGAGGAAGAAAUCAGGACCGCAGGACAGACGGUCCGGCCGGGGGAGACGGACCACGGCCGAGUUCGGGUCAAGCUGAGACGUUUCCUCCAGCGGAGACCGACCCUGCAGAGCGUCAAGGAGAAGGGCUACAUCCGCGACAACGUGUUUGGCUGCCAUCUGGACACUCUGUGCCACAGAGAAAACUGCACCGUGCCCAAGUUCCUGGACAAGUGCAUCAGAGCGGUGGAGAGGAGAGGUCUAGAUGUGGACGGGAUCUACAGGGUCAGUGGGAACCUGGCCGUCAUCCAGAGACUACGACACAAAGCAGACCACGAGGACGGUCUGGACCUGGACGACGGCCAGUGGGACGAGGUCCAUGUUGUGACCGGAGCGUUGAAGCUCUUCCUCCGGGAGCUUCCGGAGCCCCUCUUCCCCUUCGCCUCCUUCCACAAGUUCAUCGCAGCGAUACAGGAGCCCGACUACAGCCAGAAGGUCUCCUUCAUGAAGGACCUGAUCGACGGCCUCCCGCUGCCCAACCAUCACACCAUGGCAGCCCUGUUCCGGCACCUCCUCAAGGUGAUCGAGCAUGGGGAGUUCAACAGGAUGUCAGUUCCCAGCGUCUCCAUCGUGUUCGGACCCACAUUGCUCCGGCCCCAGGUCGAGUCGGCCGUCCACUUCACCGUCCACAUGGUCUUCCAGUCCCGGAUCGUGGAGCUCAUCCUGAACGAGUUUCACACGCUAUUCCCUUCCCACUAGGAACUUCUGAGAAGGUCUCAGACCCUCCCAGAAUGGGCUAACACCUCCCUGACCCUCCUCAAACUAUCUAGAGCCUCCCAGACCCUUCUAGAAGCUCCCAUACCUUCUUACAACCUCUCAGACCCUUCUAGAAGCUCCCAUACCUUCUUACAACCACUCAGACCCUUCUAGAAGCUCCCAUACCUUCUAACAACCUCCCAGACCCUUCUAGAACCCCCCAGACCCUUCUAGAAGCUCCCAGACCCUUCUAGAUCCACCCAUAACCUCCAGCUCUUUCCUAACAGGACCCGUUAGCCCCUCUAGGACCCACUAGAGCAGGACCCACCAGCUAGUCCCAUCGCUUUUUAAUUCAUCGUUAUCUCGACGGGUAGAUCUGAACAUCAACUGGAAGGGUAGAUCUGAACAUUACCUGUACAGGUAGAUCUGAGAGUUACCUGGACAGGUAGAUCUGAGAGUUACCUGGACAGGUAGAUCUGAGAGUUACCUGGACAGGUAGAUCUGAGAGUUACCUGGACAGGUAAAUCUGAGAGUUACCUGGACAGGUAAAUCUGAGAGUUACCUGGACAGGUAGAUCUUACCUGGACAGGUAGAUCUGAGAGUUACCUGUACAGGUUGAUCUGAGAGAUACCUGGAUAGAUAGAUCUGAUCUAGACGGUUUACACUCAGUCCAAACCAAUUCAUAAAUAGUAUUAAUAAUGAGAACCACCUUUGUCUCAAACUCCAACAAUAGUAAAGAUGAUGAUGUACAGAGUAUUUUAGUGGUGUUAAUAAUAAAAUAAAUGUCUUAAUCAGCA
Molecule: messenger RNA, 3557 nt
Organism: Gadus morhua (Atlantic cod)
Lineage: Eukaryota; Metazoa; Chordata; Actinopteri; Gadiformes; Gadidae
Gene: arhgap27l
Product: Rho GTPase activating protein 27, like
Exons: 16
Coding region: 385-2763 (792 amino acids)
Biological process (GO): signal transduction; regulation of GTPase activity
Cellular component (GO): cytoplasm
Molecular function (GO): protein binding
Source: RefSeq, a predicted model, not a curated record